Kwoniella botswanensis is the source of this 1290-nucleotide messenger RNA. RefSeq lists its product as uncharacterized. Bases 1 to 1290 code for a protein of 429 amino acids. Lineage: Eukaryota; Fungi; Basidiomycota; Tremellomycetes; Tremellales; Cryptococcaceae. The record is from RefSeq and is a predicted model, not a curated record. The transcript has 7 exons.
AUGCCCCCUAAAUCUACUGCUUUGCCAUCCCCGACUGCUCAGCUGAGCUUACAAGAAUGGUUGAAGAUGCUCACGGCUAGAGGGGUGGACAUGAGGGUAGCCAUGGGAUUAGCAGCUAAGAUAUACAAAUCUCAUGGAACCAUCGAACGACUUUCAUCAUUGACACAGCAGAAGUUAGCUGGUCUGAUAGGAGAUAAAGAAGUUAGGAAGGUGGUAUCGAAUGCUGUGAGGGGUUUGGCCAGCGGGGAGGCGGUAAGUAAGAAGAGAGGAAGGGACAGUGAUUUGCUAGAACCGCUGGGUAAAAAACGAACGGACGAUGAGAAUUUACCGAUGGAUAUUGAUUUUCAUCCGAUCAUGGAUGUUGAGCAACUCCUCCCUCUUACACUGACCACCAACCGAGCACCCGUCUCCACCGCAUGGGCAUACACCAUCUCCCGUCGACUAGGAUUCGAUAUUGCGGAAUCUCUCUCGCUCGCACAUGUUUACGUCCAUAUAUCAAGUUUGAAACAUGCUCUGCAACUUGGCAAUAUCCUCAACGACGUGGAAACGAGAGAGGCUAAAGAGGAAAUCGAAGAUCUACCAGAUGGCGAGAUGGGUCUACCAUCGAAGUUUAGAAGGACGAAUCAGAAUAGUCCGAGUAAAUAUGGAAGGGGAAAGGGCAAGCAGAAGGAGGUGGAAGGGAAUGCGGUUAGGAUAAGUUCUCAACCUUGGGUUGGGAUUAUGCGUGCCAAACCGAUCAUAGAAAGGCCAGAUAUGACGGUACGAGCUAUACAGAAAGGUGAACCGGUCGGACCGGGUCAGGCAUACAUGUAUAUCACUCGGGCAUUCAAAGAUUACACACCACACGUAAUGGGUGCACUGAAAUUAGUAGCGGAUUCGUAUGAGCCCGAAGAGCUGAGUAAAAUGGGCGGACAUAUGUAUAACGAAUUUAAGCCCGAUGUGGUGGAAUGGGGUCAAAGAGGUACACUCGAGCUGGCCAAGGUACUCGACCAAGUCAAAUCACCAGUGGAUGGCAAUGGGGUGGAGGAUGUAGAAGCAUAUCCAGUCAAGUCUGAUCCACCUGACGAAGCAGUGAAAACAGAUUUGGAGGGAACAGUCGGGCCGGUUGAUCUUGCCGAGGUCAAGGGCGAGGUACUUUUAUCUCCUAUACCUAGAUUGAAAGAAGAGGGCAGCGAAGAUAUGUACAAGUUGCCAAAGAAAGAUAUGACGGUGGAAGAGUACGAAGCCAUGUUGGAUGCUGAAGAGGGACCGGGAGGGUUCGUGGAAGGAGGGGAUGUGUAUGGUGCCUAA